Molecule: messenger RNA, 8652 nt
Organism: Strongylocentrotus purpuratus (purple sea urchin)
Lineage: Eukaryota; Metazoa; Echinodermata; Echinoidea; Camarodonta; Strongylocentrotidae
Product: zinc finger protein 800
Exons: 2
Coding region: 330-3074 (914 amino acids)
Source: RefSeq, a predicted model, not a curated record
UUUGAAACUCGACAAGCCGCAACGCUUCAUCCACAAUGGCCGAGCCAGUUGAGCGCCGAACUUAUACUGGCGGAGUGCGUUGUGGCACGCGCUCACAUCCCCGCACCUUGCUAACAAAGCCGUUCUUACAAACGGCAACUCCGUGUACAGAAGAAAGGGGCCGAGCGCCAUACUGAGCCAAGUGAGCAACCAUCGUCAAACCGGCGUGUCUCGAUACCAGAUUUCCGUUCUAUAAUUCAGUUACUUACAACAAUUUCGACAAAAUUUUCGCAUGAGAAGAAGCAGAAUUUUCGAUAGCUACUACUGGUGGGAGUAUUGAUUAUUGAAGAAUGGCUAGCAAGACGGUAGAGCCACCAGGAUCCAAAGAGAUUGGCCUGGACAGUAGCCAGCUUCUACCUCCAAUGCACACUUCCAGGAGGGGUCUUCAACAAGUCCUGGAUCUCUUCCGAAAUGCCACACCAAGCCUCAAGCAGAUCCUACUCCAGGAGGCAGAUAUCAUCUAUGAGUGCAGGGUAUGCAAAGGCCUCUUCCGUGGUCUCGUCAACUUCAUCGAGCACAAGAGAUCCUACUGUAAGUUGCUCUCUGGAAUAGACCAACACUGUGCCACAAAGACCCUGGGUCUGAACAUGAGGGAUCUCUUCCCCAACGAAGAUGCAGCAGCCCCGCAGGUCGAACCCCAACCGCCUACUGGCUCACCUGUAAACGAGAGGGGAGUGCCGAAGAGGAACUUGGUGACAACGGUCAUCAAUGAUCAGUCCUCUGAGGUCGGCAAUGCCAAUGCUUACCUGAUACUUCGACCUAUCCCAAGUACCACUGAAGCCAUUGAACAACAGGUGGUAAGGUCUGAUCACAUCAUCCAUCAUGAUGAGCUGGAGAAAAUGAGUGUAUUUGCUCCAAAGGGAGAGGGAGACGACACUGCAAAGAUAGUUGGUGAGAUAGCCAUUCGUCAGGCAACAAAGAACGCCAAAAUAAGCCGGGUCGAAAAACGGGAAACUCUUCAUAGUCUUGUGAAGGGCUUUGGUGGCACAGCCUGUACUAGGAGAGAACUGUUUGAAGAAGAGGAUAGUUCUGAAGAGCCAAAGGCUCCUGUUGGGAAGGAUUCCGACGGAGGUAGGAAAAGUGGAACUCCCAAGAAGGUUAUAGGACUGGCUGUACAUCCGGGUAACCCACUGCAAGAGCCAAAAGAAAAGAAUCUACCGGGUACUGUAGCGUGCCAACCAACCGAGUGCCAGAUUUGUAAGAAGAAAUGCAAGAACUGGACAGCAUUAGCUUGGCACAUGAGGAUCCACAAGAGACCAAUAUUCAAGUGCUCUCUUUGUCGUUACAGCUCAGUGUCGGUGUACAACCUACGUAGGCAUAUGCUAACAAUGCACCAUCUGCCAACUACAAGGGUUGAUGAACUCCUCAGUAGAAAAGUGGAACAGCAGAAGAUCCUGCAUGAGGGUCGUGAGAAGGAGGCCAUGAAACAAGGUGAGGGUAGCUCUUUGCCAACCUGUGAUGUUUGCUUCAAGACCUUUGCCAAUCGACGCAAUGUGCUCCGCCACAAGGAGAUCCACCGUCGUGAGCAGCUCAGCUCUGAUCUCAAUCGCGGCAGCGUGCCACAGACGCCUUCGCGAGAGGAGAUUGCUAGAAACAAGGUCAUGCAGAUCAUGGAUGAGAAGAAGCUGAAGUGCCGACGCUGUCAGAAGCAGCUAUCAACCAUGAGGAGGCUGCAACAGCAUUGCUGCAAUCACUUUGGAUUCAAUCGAUACCGGUGCAUGCUCUGUCCUUACGAAAAUAAUGACUACACUCAGAUGAGGAGGCACAUGAUGGGAAAACAUGGAAGGCAAUUCCGCACUAUCCAUCAGAUCUCUGAAGCAAUCCGGAAUAUGAAGAUUGGAAUUUGGGUGAACCUUGUUCAGAAUGGAAAUGGUUCCAACAAUGAUGAAGUUGUUGGCCCCAGUCCUAAAAAAUCUAAAGACUUGAAUGACUCUAAAAUGACUGCUGUGAAAGGCAAAUGUGAUAAUGUUAUGACACCAAAGAUAUUGGAGAUUGAGGACACAUCAGAUCUCAAUGGCAAUGAUGUAGAAAUGGAAGAUAUUGCAUUAGGAAUGGAAGGCCAAGAUGAAAUCGAAGAUGAGGAAAAUGAUGAAGACAAUGAGGAAGAGGAAGAGGAUGAGGAAGAAGAAGUAGAUGAAGAUGAAGAUGGGGAGGAGGAGGAGGAGGAGGAAGAAGAGGAUGAAGAAGGGGAAGAGGAGGAGGAGGAGGAGGAUGUUGAAAAUGAAAAACAAAAGGUAGCAAGUAAUAAAGAGUCUGUCAAAAAUGGAGGAAGAUCUGUGAAAUCUCAAUCAAACAAAGAGAACAAAGUUGUCCCAAAGACUCCCUCAAAACAGUCCGUAGUCAACAGUACUGCAGCCAAGGAUAUCCUGUUGACCCCUCCGAGUAGCAAUGGAGCCCGCAAGAGCCCCGAACCCACUCCAAGCAGGGAUAUGCCUAUCAGACAAGCCAGGUUGAACCACCAAAGUGUGUCUCCUCGUAAUCAAGCAGAGAAGACCCAAGGAGAGAAGGCGAGUGCUGAGAAGACUCAGCAGGUCAAACGAGACCUGACCAAAACAUCCGCUGAAAAGUCAAAAGGAAGCAAAGGCGAGAUGGACGAGGAAGAUAAGAACACUCUGGAACUGUUGAUGGACAAGCGGUUGGUGCGAUGCCUCAAUUGCAACAAGCGGUAUCAGUACCUCAGCUCCUUGCAGCGACAUGUCCGCAUUCAUCUCCUGCGCAACGAGACAGACAUGCCACAUUCGACUGCGACAAAGAACCCGGCAGACACCUCCAAGAAACACCGUGCCAUCAAGUCUCUCAUCAACACCAAUCUCUUGAAGUGCUUGAAGUGUAGGAAGCGCUUUGAAAGCAUGUGUUCCCUGAAGCGCCAUGUUGCAAGGCAUCUUGGCUACAGUAGCUUCAAGUGCAAGUACUGUGGGUAUUUGUCGCGGAACUACACCUGGUUCAAGCAGCAUCUUAAAAUGAAGCAUGCUGAUCGAAUCUCUGACAUGAAUCAGAUGGGUAACCUGAUUGGUAGUAUGAAGACCAAGAAGUGAAUGCAAUGUAUCUGAACUCUUUAUUGUAGUGUCACCUUGUAAGAUUUUGCACUGCAUUUGGUGUGUGAAAUUCAACAUAUCCUUUUAUUUUGGCAUCACAGUUUUCUUAGGUGAUUUAUUUUAUUUUAUUUCCUACCAUUGAGGGAUACCCUCUGAAAGUUAGUCAUGUAUGGCAAGUGUGGACGUUCAAGAUUGUUGAUGCUGAUAGGAAAUGAUCUUUCAGUCUAGUGUGUAAUGAAGGAGAUCUGCUUGAAGUUCCUACAGCUGUUGAUCAUCAAUAACUUGAUUCUUAUUCCAAGGUACACUUGCAGGUGAUAUAUCAGAAUUUCUGUUUAUAGAGGAUUUUUUCUCUAUAGAAAUCAGGAACAAUGAUUAUAGUCCCAUCUAUCAAGGUCUAUGUGAGUCCUGAUACAAAAACAGGAAAAUUAAAGUGAAAGAUUUAAGUUGAGAUAUCUAGAGAUCUUGGCAAAUACAUGUUUGCAUUUUUUCUUGGGCAGACCAACAGAAUUGUCUGAAACUUUCGUUUUGUAACAAAACAGUUACCAUUUAGACUUUUGUAGAGCUCAUUAUUAAACUGGAACACAUGUUGAAUUAAUGUGCAGUGAAAAAAGGACAUUAUAAUGGUACAUUUUCCACAUUUGUGUGUUGCUGUAUGAUAUGAAAUUAUUGAUAUGCACAUGUUUGGAUUUAAUGUUAUCAAUAUGGUGUCUUGAUAUUUUUAUUUUGAUCAGUUUUUUCUGUGCAUCUGGUUAUCCAAACCAGAGAGCUUAUAUUUCUUAAGAGAAUACACACUCUACACUUCUGUAGUAUGCCAAACAGAAACUCAAGGGUUUGAUUGUGUGAAGAAGGAAACUCAUAUCAUGUUUAAUACUCAAAUGAUGCAUGCAUAGAAGAGUUGGCUAAGUAAGCCCUCUCUAAAUUUAACCUCUGUCCAAACGUACAUAAAUUUGUGUAGACCUGCAAUGUGUUUUAUGUAAGUUGUGAUAUUCGUCUAAAUUUUAAGCUUGGAUGAACCAGAUGAGAUUUGAUGUAGCGCACCAGCAUGUACAAGUAUACAAUUCAGUAUGAAAAUCAGCAGCUAAUGCCAAAAUAUCUGAUGGCACAGGAGGCUUUGGACUGUUCUGUACAUUUGAGGGUGAAAAGUUAAGAAACGGCCAGUAUUCAAUUAAUUACUAGAAUCGUAUAAGUAAAAUGACUCAAGACUUAUUCAGAUCACAUUUAAGUACUCUAUCUUAAUACAGGCGAGCCAACUUAAAGCCAAAAUACUUACUGAUGGCCAUUGAGAUGUCACAAAACCAAUCCAAAAUAAUGCGAAACGAACAUGUUACGUUAAAUCCACGCUAAUAUAACUAUGCACAGCUCAGGAUGAAAUUGUAUUUGGCUUAAACUUGGUAGGAAGUCGUCUUAAACUUGAAAUACUAAGCCAGAAGCUUCAACCAAAUCCAGAAGCUGGCAAAGUAUUCUAUAUAAGCUGAAAAAUGAGUACAUAGUCUGACAUGAGUAUUGGAUUGAAUGAUGGCCCUGUAUGAAGAAGAAAAAAAAAUUCCCUUACAAGUUAACUAUCUCAGAAUGAAACUAAUUUUGAAUGGCAUAUCAAUUUUUUCUUCUGAUGAAAAUAUAAAGAGUGAAAGAGAGGAAGAGGAUAGCAAUGGAAGCUGUAGACCUUACAACAAUGUGCUGUGUUUUGUCGCAGAGGUUCUCUUUUGGUUCAUCCUGCCUUAUUAUUUGGGAGGCACAACAUAGAUAACGAGCUCGGCCCAAAAAUAUACUAAUACAUGUAGAUGCGAAAUUAUGCAUUCCAAUUUUUUCUUCUAAGGAUUACUACCGGUAGUUACUCCAAAUUUGAAGACAUGCUCAUUGUGUAGGUACCAGGGGGAGGGGGGGGGGGGGGGUCUUUUGCAAAGUGUGAAGCAUUGAGAUCAAAGUUGUUUGUGAACCAACUUUUCCAUAAUUCAACCAUAUUUUGUAAAUAAUUUGCAAUUUUUGCCUUCUUUUCGUAAGUUGUUCUUGCCAAGAAUAGGUAAAACCCUGAUGCUAAGUUUAUUUUUUAUACAAAUGUUUUAUAUUUUGCAUCUUUCGAAUAUAAUUCCAUGCUAUUCUACGAGUACAUGUUCAUGUUAAACACUGUAGAAUAUCAAUUGUUGCAGUGCAUUUCAUCAUCUUCUACUGUCUAUAUGAAAUAAUAGUGUGAAUGCUUUACUGUUCAGAAUCGAGACUCUACUCUCUUUCAUGUACAUGUAUAUACUCAAAGUGUUUGUACCGAACCAUUUGUAUCUCCCUCAGUAAGGGUCCAUGUAUCAAUGUUAUAUCUAGACAACUAAAGGCUUGAUCACAUAUGCCUUGGUGAGCUGUCAUGGUUUACCCCACAGUUUUGUUGUUGUUUUGGUUUAGUGUACUUCACUUUACAUUUUUGCAAUUUGUAAUCUUAUAACACACCCACAUUUAGAAACUAUGAAGAGAAAAUAGUUUGUAAGAAACACUUUGUAAAUUAAGAGAGUUGAAAAAUGUUAACUUGGGCAAUACCAAACUUUUUUCUGCAUCAAAAGUCAUUACUUUUUCUCUUAGACUGAAACAAAUGGUCUCGUUGGUCUUUAUUGUUUCUUAGCGUUUACAAAGUCUAGAAUAGGAGUGAUUUAUUUUUCAUGAAUAGGGAUCACAAAGCUGAGCUUACAUGUCAAGAGAAAGUUAAAAAGUAAAUUCAAUCAUUCUGUCAUGAUUUAACAAAAAACAUUAAAUUUGUCAGGAUGUUUUCCGAUAUGGAGAUGCCAUUAAAAGACAUGUUUAUGAAGUGAAUUGAAAAAGAGAAAUGUAGCAGUCAGUUUAUGCAUGGAUGCACAGUAAUUUGUUAACCAUGAUGUCUCAGUUUUGUGUAUUAUCUGCUUGUACAUGCGGGCUAAAAUGUACAGAAGCAAAAGUCAAAAGAUAUUGAAACUAUCAUGUAGAAGAGGAGUUUAUGACUACGAUGUUCAUUACUGUUUUUUUGUAUAUUUUGUAUAUUAUUUUUUAUAUUCAGUGCAAUCAGUUUUUCUUUUUCGAUUUGAAAAGAUGAUUAACAAGACAUUGUAUCAACUUGUACAGGCUGAUUUUUGCUAGGAUUAUGUCAUAUGAAGACAGAUUAGAAUUGUGUCAUAACUAGGUGGGAAUUUGCACAACUUUGACACAUGUACUGCAUACAUGUAAAUGCACACAUCAUGUGUAAUAGGAAUGUAGUACAUGUAUAACAUAAAGGUUAUGCUAUCAUAAAGUGGAGUUAUGACAGUCUGUUUUUUUCUUUCUAAUGAAGUUUAGAUUAGCACAAGACUUGUUCCACUUUUAAUAUUUAAUCUUGAGUAACAUUAGUGGUAUUGGAAUUGCAUUUUGAGAAAAAAGUGGCUCAUCUUAUUCUUAAUUGCCUGGAUGGGUUGAUUAUAGUGUAGCAAAAUGUAAACAGAAAUGGAAAGGAAAAAAAAAAUUAGAGGAAAAGAUCAAAACUUGCUGGAAGUCACAUUUAUUGAUAUGCACAGCCCACAUUUGCACAAAAAGAGAAUAUAUGCUGUUCACAUUGGUCAAGACAAUUAGCUUGAUUUGUUGUAUUUUUUUCUCUCUUACUCAGCCAUUACAUAUUUUUACCAAAAUGUCUGGCAGAUAUCAAUAACAGUUUCUUUGAUUCUCUGAUAUAUCAUUUUCUGCCAUUUUCAGAACUCAAGAUUACCUUAUGGCCUGUAACUUUGUAUUUCUUGUAUGGUUACUACUAAUCAGAAGAAGCUAAUCAUCAUGGAUGGAUGUUAAUGAAUGAUAAUUAUAUUACAGAAAUCCUUGCUCAUGCCUUGAUGAAAAUUGGCAACUCUAUGGCUGCAUAUUAGGAGUUAACUAUUCAUAAAUUGUGCAGUCUUCAUAUAAUUUGUAAAGGCAUGUAGUGAACACUUGUGAUGGUAUGGAAAUUGAUAUUGAACUUUACAUCUUGUGUUCAUACGUUAUUGAGCGAAAUUCAGGUUUACCAGGUUAUUGCUAACCUAUAGCUAAUAUCACUCCAUGAAGGAAAUCAAAUGCUUUACUUAAACCAUGGUAUACUUAGUUUUAACUAAUGUUUGAUGUCAUUUUGCAACUAUUCACAGAACUGAUGUCUGCAAAGUAUUCUAUGGCAGACUUAUUUGAUUUAUUUGAACAAAAUAUGUUAAGAUUUAUACUCAGAAUAGUGCAUUUUUGGGUGCAGUUGUAAUGAAAGAGAAAAAGCAUAAUUAUUCCAAUCAUAUUUGUAUUAUGGAUUUGUUGUUGUUGAUGAUUGCUUAAAUUCUUGUUUUUAUGACCUAUACUAGUAUAUAAUGUAACAUUACUCAGAAUCACAUCAGUCUGUGGAAUAAACUUUUUGCUUGUAGGUUAAAACUAAAAUUAUUUACUUUUUCCCCCUCUCACCCUCCCUUGAUCAGUUUUUUUUUAUUGAAAAAUGAAUGGUAUUGAUUUGAGUCAUGUAUUUUAGAAUGUAUUUUUGCAAUAUUUGUAUUAUUAAUCAAGAGAGCUCUAAUAGCCGGAUUCAGAAACUAUAAAUCAAUUAAAAUGCAUGUACUGGUAUUCAGAAUUUGUUUGUUGUCAUGAAAUUCUUUAAAGAAUAAUUUCACAAAGACUUGGAGUAAUCAGUCUUCACAAAAAAAUGUGUUAUUGCCAACAUGAAUUAUGAAGAUUGAAGAAAAACAAAACAAUGUAUUUAAAUGCUGUUGAUUUUGAGGUUGAUUCUGUGUUUAGUUGAAUUUUAUACAAUGAAUUAAAGCAUUGAGAUAGUUUUAGAAAGUGUUUUAAACAGACAAAUUGAAAUACAAGCACCAGGUUUCCUUGAAAAGCUUGUUAACUGCUCGACUUCAAGAACAUAAAAUGUGUAAGGGAAAAUCUUGCUUUUUUAUGCAAAAAAGUUCCUUUUAAUUAAAAAAAGGUGCAUUUGAUUACUUGAAAUUAUAGUUGUGGAUUUACCAAAUGGAUUAUGAAUUUACAGUUGAUUUGAUCGUUUGUGGUAACUAUUAAUAUUUGAUUCUUUUGUAAUCGUGUUUUAUAAGCAUCAGGAAUAUUGGUAUGUCACUUAGAUUAAGCAUUUGUCAUUUGUUCCCUUGAAUCUUGCAGUUACUUCAAUACCCAAUGUGGUAGUGCUCCAUGUAUUAUUAAUAAGAUAAAUCCAGAGCCGAUUAUGAAUCUAUAACACAUGUAUUAAAAAUCAUUGUGGAACUCUCAACAUUUAGAAGCAUUCAUUUAAACAAGACCAAAAAUCUGAUACAAAUAAUUCCUUGUAUACAGUUAGUACAUAUGAAUUUAAAAAUGAAUUGACAAUUACCCCCAAAAUUUAUUCGUUAGCAUCCUGAUAAGCCCGGUUUGGCCUGAUUUAUUGUUACAUGCAUUGUGAUGUACUACCAUUGUUAGAGAGUCUGAAGAAAGAAACAGCUGUACAAAAUGUUCUGUUCUAGUUGAUUCCGUACAGUAUUAAUGUUAUGCAUGUAGUCAAGUUUGAAAGAGUUUAAAAGGUUGGGAAAUUUUCCUGGACAAAUUUAAUUUGAUUAAUAUGUGUUAAGCUGAGUGUAUCACCAGUGGAUAUACAUUAAAAUAUUUCACAAAAGAA